Anoplopoma fimbria (sablefish) is the source of this 707-nucleotide messenger RNA. RefSeq names its product histone H3. Gene Ontology annotation, molecular function: protein heterodimerization activity; structural constituent of chromatin; DNA binding. Lineage: Eukaryota; Metazoa; Chordata; Actinopteri; Perciformes; Anoplopomatidae. Gene Ontology annotation, cellular component: nucleosome. The coding region runs from base 44 to 454 and encodes 136 amino acids. The transcript has a single exon. The record is from RefSeq and is a predicted model, not a curated record.
UUUGACUUCAUAUUUCUCCCGAUCAGAGGAAGAAGAAGAAGUCAUGGCAAGAACCAAGCAGACCGCUCGCAAGUCCACCGGAGGCAAAGCCCCCAGGAAGCAGCUGGCCACCAAGGCUGCCCGUAAGAGCGCCCCGGCCACCGGCGGCGUGAAGAAGCCUCACCGGUACAGGCCCGGUACCGUGGCUCUGAGAGAGAUCCGUCGCUACCAGAAAUCCACCGAGCUGCUGAUCCGCAAGCUGCCCUUCCAGCGUCUGGUGAGAGAAAUCGCUCAGGAUUUCAAGACCGACCUGCGCUUCCAGAGCUCCGCUGUUAUGGCUCUGCAGGAGUCCAGCGAGGCUUACCUGGUCGGCCUGUUUGAGGACACCAACCUGUGCGCCAUCCACGCCAAGAGGGUCACCAUCAUGCCCAAAGACAUCCAGCUGGCCCGUCGCAUCCGCGGAGAGCGAGCUUAAACUGUCUGCUGAUCCACAAACCACAACGGCUCUUUUAAGAGCCAACUCACUCUACACUGAAGAGCUCAUUCCUCUGCUGGAAACGUGUAUUAUUGAAACUGAUAAAUGAUGAUACAAUAUAAUCAUGCAUUUAUAAUUGUACGCUAAAUGAGAUGAUUACAUGUCCUUAACUCAUGACCUUAUUUGAAAUACUUUCAAGGGUCCUUAAUUGUGCUUUAGAACAGGGUUUGGCACAAAUUAUAAACUUUUGAGA